AUGUCGACGCUGGGUGUUCGCGGCAAGUCGCUGACUCCAACCGUCAACCCAGCAGGAUCCGAAACCGAUGAACCGUCCUCCAGCGUCCUGAGCAGACAGCCAAGCCAAGAUGUCGGUGACGCAGGCAACGUCCUUCCCACCUUGAGCCAGCGCCUACGGCAUACGAGCUCGAUACUCGCAAUCUCAAUCUCCGAAGAGCACAUCUAUGCGGGAACACAGGGCGGGGAGAUCCUGGUAUACAGCUUGAGCACCUAUGAGCGGAUUGCAGUGAUAGAAGGGCAUCGGGGCAGCGUACUGGGGCUUUGCCUGUCACACAACCAGUACUUGCUAUUCUCCAGUGCUGGCGACCGCAUUGUCAACGUCUGGAGCACCAAGACUCUGAAGAGAGUGUCCUGCCUCUACUCGUCCUUCGACGUAGGGGAUGUCUUCUGCGUCGCCUACUCGACUGCCCUGCAGACUGCAUACCUUGGGGCGCAGAAUACCACCAUCCAAUGGUGCAAGAUAGCACAAGAGGGAGCUAAAGGUUUCCCACUUUCUCUACGCAGCGAAGAUCGCUUCUUCGACUCUGCAGGCCCUGGAGGUAUUAGAACACCUCGGCCACCAGGGUCGGACAUCACCCCUAGACAUGCAAAGGGAGGAGAUGUGAUAGAGAUUGGGAAGGAGAAUGUCAGGCACUUUGCACAUUAUGGCUAUGUCUACUGCAUGCUGUUGACAAGAGAUGGAGUGCCGGAGUGGACAGGAAAGGAGACUCUGGUGACUGGAGGAGGAGAUGGCGUGGUCAAGCUCUGGAAGCUUGAUGGGAAGAACGGCGGUGCCAUUGAAGAGCUCUACACACUGGACGAUGGGAGGGAGGAGGGCCAUGCAAUACUUUCCAUCGCCUUGGAGGGAACCUUCGUCUACUGUGGCAGGAGCGGUGGAGAAGUCGACGUGUGGGAUCUCGAAACCCGUCAGCUUGUGCGAAACAUGAAGGCCCAUCGAGACGACGUAUCCACCCUCUGCUUUGGUGGCGGCUUCCUCUUCACCGCUGCCAACACAGGCUACGUCAGGAAGUUCGAUAGGCAAUAUCAGCUCAAGAACCGAUUAAAGGCUCACGACGGCCGAGUACUGGCAUCCGCAUUCUCGUGGUACAAACAGAGACCGAUCUAUGUGACUGGUUCCAAUGAUCAGAGCGUUGCCGUCUGGGACGUCAGCGAUUGCAUCCGAGCGACUCCUGCUGGCGGGAAGACGAGCAACGAGCAAUUGGUGGAACUACUCGGACGCUUCGUAUCGCACAGGACAGUCUCUUCUGAUCCACGGCACAAGGCAGACUGCCGGAGAGGAGCUUCAUUCCUUCGCUCAGUCUUCAAGAAUUUUGGUGCACACACUGAAAUGCUGCCCGCCGACGAUCCUGCUAAUCCGAUCAUUCUGGCUCGAUUCCGUGGCAACCCAGCAACUGCUGCGAACCGCAAGAAAAUCCUGUUCUAUGGACACUACGACGUUGUAGCUGCGAAUAAUACAAGCGGCAAGUGGAUCUGCGACCCAUUUACGAUGGAAGGCAUCGAUGGCUAUCUGUACGGACGAGGCACGUCUGACAACAAGGGACCGAUCAUGGCUGCCAUAUUCGCGUGCGCUGAGCUCACGAGUCAGCAAGCUUUGAACUCAGACAUCGUCUUCUUGAUUGAAGGCGAAGAGGAGUGUGGCUCACGUGGGUUCGAAAAGGCUGUCAGAGCCAGCAAAGAUAAAAUUGGCCACGUCGAUUGGAUCCUACUCGCCAACUCCUACUGGCUCGACGACCGGAUACCAUGCUUGACGUACGGACUACGGGGUGUGAUUCAUGCCACCGUGCAGAUUGAAAGCAGCCACCCAGAUCUACACAGUGGUGUGGACGGCAGUGCUCAGCUGGAUGAAUCGUUGAAAGAUCUUGUGUUGUUGCUAGGCACCCUCACUGGCAAGAAUGGCGAAGUCAAGAUUCCAGGCUUCUAUGACCCUGUACCUGAAGUAGGCGAGAAGGAAGCUGAACUAUACGCCGACAUCACGAACGCUCUUGUCCAGCGAAACCCAGAUCUGGGUGAUCCUGAUGCAUUGGCUUCAUCUCUCAUGAGACGAUGGCGGGAGGCCUCUCUCACUAUUCACCGCUUCCAAACGUCUGGACCGGACAAUGCCACAAUCAUCCCGCGAAUGGCGAAGGCGGCGCUGUCCAUGCGGCUGGUACCGAAUCAAGAGGCCGCAGAAGUUGCGCAGGCUCUUCGAGAUUAUCUUGAGGCAAAGUUCGAGGAGCUUGAUUCAAGCAACCGUCUUACCAUAACCAUCGAUCACUUGGCAGAGCCUUGGUUGGGGGACUGGACCAACGAGAUCUUCAAGACGCUGGAAGAGGCCAUCAUGGAAGCUUGGGGUCCUGUCGACCAGAGUCGGCGACGAAAAUCUUCAGUCGCGCCAUUGAAAGUGACCAUCCCUCAUCACACAAACGGCUACUUCGCUACAAAACCAUCGCCAACGACUUCGGCCUCAUUGGCUAAUGAGAGUCUGACUCCAAUCCCUACCCAACCCUUGACACCUCUCGCCGAAGUCACAAGCAAGCUCGAAGAGAUCGCACCCACAUCUCCGACGAGCAACUCAAGACCGAAGCAGCGCAGAAAGCCGCUGUACAUUCGCGAAGGCGGCUCGAUCCCUGCUAUACGGUUUCUCGAGAAAGAGUUCAAUGCUCCCGCAGCCCAUCUUCCAUGCGGACAGGCUAGCGAUUCGGCGCAUCUGGACAACGAACGUCUCAGGCUGAAGAAUCUCUACAAAAGCAAGGAGAUCUUCUUCAAGGUCUUCAGAGACCUGCCGCAGAAGUGA
This is a messenger RNA of Zasmidium cellare ATCC 36951, 2814 nucleotides long. RefSeq lists its product as uncharacterized. Lineage: Eukaryota; Fungi; Ascomycota; Dothideomycetes; Mycosphaerellales; Mycosphaerellaceae. The record is from RefSeq and is a predicted model, not a curated record. Gene Ontology annotation, biological process: glutathione catabolic process; proteolysis. Gene Ontology annotation, molecular function: protein binding; peptidase activity. The transcript has a single exon. Bases 1 to 2814 code for a protein of 937 amino acids.